GCGGAGGACGGACACACACCGACAGCUCGCACUUUUUUUUUAGCCGCAGUCGGGUCGCGGUCGCACGGCCAUGGCCUCCAUCGUCUGCCGGGUCCAGUACCUGGAGGACUCGGAUCCGUUUAUCUGCACAAACUUCCCCGAACCGCGGAGACCUCCGACGGUGGACCUGGAGGAGAACCUGCCGCUCAGCGAGCAGAUUGCCGGGAUCCACAAGCUGCUGGAGGCGCCGCUGAAGCUGGAGGACUGCACCCUCCAGUUGUCUCCGAGUGGAAACUAUCUGGACCUGGACUCUUCUUUGGCUGAGCAGCGAGACGAGCUGGAGAGCUUCUAUGAAGAUGUGGCGAAAGGAAAGAAGCCCAUCGUGAUUCUAAGGACUCAGCUCUCUGUUCGCGUCCACAGCAUCCUGGAGAAGCUGUAUAACUCCCAUGGCCCAGAACUGCGGCGCUCCCUCUUCUCUCUCAAACAGCUCUUCCAGGAUGAUAAAGACCUGGUUCCAGAGUUUGUGGCCUCAGAUGGUCUGACGUGUUUCAUUAAAGUCGGGGCGGAGGCCGACCACAACUACCAGAACUACAUCCUGAGAGCUCUCAGUCAGAUCAUGCUGUUUGUGGACGGCAUGAACGGAGUGAUCAACCACAACGAGACGGUGCAGUGGCUGUACGUUCUGACGGGAAGCCUGUCUCGUCUGGUGGUGAAAACUGCUCUGAAGCUGCUCAUUGUGUUCGUGGAGUAUUCAGAGUCCAACAGUCCUCUGCUCAUCAGAGCGGUCAACACAGUGGCCACAGAGAGAGGUAUGAAGCCAUGGAGUUGUGUGAUGGAGGUUCUGGAGGAGAGGAACGGCUCUGACACGGAGCUGCUCAUGUUCGCCAUGACACUCAUCAACAAGACUCUGGCGGCGCUCCCGGACCAGGACUCGUUCUACGAUGUGACGGAUAAACUGGAGCUUCUGGGGAUGGAGGCCAUCGUCCGCAAACACAUGAAGAGCAGCGUGACCGAGCCGGAGCUGCGCACACAGUUCACCAUAUACGAGAAUGCUCUGAAGUAUGAAGAUGACGAGGUGGAUGACUCCUCCCCCCUCCUCCGUAAAGAGAGAAGAAAGGUGGCCACCGGCGAGCAGGAGGGACAGAGGAGCCGCCGCCACUCGUCCAGUCAGAACCUUCCUCCCUCCAGCUCCCCCACCCCUCCUACCCUCUUCUCCCCACCUUCUGCCAACUCCUCUGUAUCACCAGCCGCCUCCCCCUCUGUGUCCCCUGCUGUGUCCCCCGCCCUCUCCUCACCCAGCCCCACGGCGGGGCUCGGUAGCAGGCCCUCGUCCCCGCUGGUCUCUGACCCCGGCAGCUCCGCCUCCAGUCCGUCUGGAUCCCGGAGAGGGUCUCCAGUGCCCCCCCAAACAGCCCCCAACGGCACCGUGAGCGCAGAGCAGGGAACAAAGACGCCGCCCAGCCCGAGUCGCUCUUUCCUCAGCCACCACAUGUCAUCUCUGGGCCUGAGCAGGAAGUCCAGGCUCUUCUCCAAAACCAGCUCCAUCUCUGAGGAGUAUCCGGAUGGCUGCAGUCCGUCCUCCCCAGAUCUCUCUCAGCAGGAGAAUUCCCAGUUGAACCCGGAGCAGCCCGGCAUCAAGACGGACACUAAAGCUAAAACAAACUCUGGGGAGGAUGAGGAGCUCUUGUGCCCAGGUGACUGUAAUGUAAAUCAGGACAAGCCGGUGCUGAGGAAGUUUCAAGGCACCUUCCUGCGCACCCUCGCUGUUGCGCAGUUGGAGAAGAAGAGACGAAGUAAAGACUUCAACAAGCUCAAGCCUGAUGAGCCCAUAACUCCAACCUUCCCGCUGACGGCAGAUGAGGAUGGAGCUGAAGAGCCGUCGCAUCCCACUCCAGUACCGAGCAGCUUGGAGACAAACGGACUCUCAGACUCCCAGAAUGACCCAGCGGCGCCUGAGCAGCGUCAGAGCAGCACGCUGUCCAACGACACAAAGUUCAGGCUCGACAUGCUCUACUCAAAGACGGGAGCCGUGAGCCCGCCUGCUGCUGCCGACACCGCCCAGGAAGAAGGAAGCUCCACGCCAGGUGACGAUUUGGGUGGUCGAGGUCGUGUCCUGGAACGAUUGUCCAGCUUCAAAACGCACUCAGCAGAGCCCGCCACCCCCAACGAGAGCAGCGCCUCCCGGAGGGCAGAGCUGGAGAGUCUGGGAGGAUCAACGCAGGCGGCUCGAGCCCGACUCGCUGAAGAACAGAACCGUUGCCUCCGGCAGCAGAGCAGCAUCGACAUUGAGCUGCAAGCCCGCCGUCUGGAGAGCACCCAGAUGACCCCGCUGGGCCCCGGGGGCUCCGCCGACGCGUGGAACCAGCUGCAGCCGAGCGCCGCCGCCCUGCGCAUCAAAGACCUCGACUUCUCUGACCUGCUGGACGAGGAGGACAUCGACGUCUUGGACGUGGACACCUUCGACAGCUCCUCUUCAUCCUCCCGCCUUUCUGGCAUCCCUCCCCCUCCUCCUCCCCCACCUGGUGUGGCUCUCCCUCCUCCUCCUCCUCCUCCUCCCCCACCUCCUCCACCAGGAGGUCUCGCGCCCCCUCCACCUCCUCCACCUCCACCAGGUGCCCCUCCUCCACCAGGGCCCCCCCCUCCUCCUUCCAUGGGGGCCUCUCAGAAGAAGAAGAAGACGGUGAAGUUGUUCUGGAAGGAGCUGAAGCAGGCAGACGGACCUCAGAAGUGUCGCUUCGGUCGGGGGACGGUGUGGGCGUCUCUGGAUAAGGUGGCAGUGGACACUGCUCGCCUCGAGCAUCUGUUUGAAUCCAAAGGCAAAGAGCUGCCUGUAGCCAAGAAAGGACCUGAGACCAAGAAGUCUGAGAUUCUGGUUCUGGACCCAAAGAGAAGCAACGCCAUCAACAUCGGUAUGACCGUCCUGCCUGCAGCCCACGUCAUCAAAUCCGCCAUCCUCAGCUUUGACGAGUUCGCCAUUAGCAAGGAGGGGAUCGAGAAGAUCCUGACCAUGACCCCAACAGAGGAGGAGAAGCAGAAGAUCCAGGAGGCUCAGCUGGCCAAUCCCGACGUCCCUCUGGGCACAGCGGAGCAGUUCCUGCUCACCCUGGCCUCCAUCAACGCCCUGACGCCCCGCCUUCAGCUGUGGGCCUUCAAGCUUAACUACGAGGCUCUGGAGAAGGAGAUAGCUGAGCCGCUCUUUGACCUGAAGCUGGGCAUGGAGCAGCUAGCGUCCAAUCAGACCUUCAGGAGAAUUUUGGCGACGCUGCUCGCCAUCGGAAACUUCCUCAACAGCUCCAGCGCUAAAGGCUUUGAGCUUAGUUACCUGGAGAAGGUGGUGGAGGUGAAGGACACGGUCCACCGUCAGUCUCUGCUUCAUCACACCUCCACCCUGGUGGUAGAAAAUUACCCAGAAUCCUCUGACAUCUACUCUGAGAUCCCCGACAUCACCCGCUCAGCCAAAGUGGACUUUGAGCAGCUCUCGGAGAACCUGGUCCAGCUUGAGAGACGCUGCAAAGCAUCAUGGGACAACCUGAAGCUGGUGGCCAAACAUGAAACCAAAGCGGCGCUGAAGAGCAAGUUGACAGACUUCCUGAAGGACUGCACGCAGAGGAUCAUCAUCCUGAAGGUCGUCCACAGGAGAGUCAUCAACAGGUUCCACUCCUUUCUGCUGUUCCUGGGUCAGCCGUCCUCCUCGGUCAGAGACAUUAAGGUGACCAAUUUCUGCCGGAUCAUCAGCGAGUUUGCGCUGGAAUAUCGCACCACCAGGGAGCGAGUGCUCACCAUCAAACGGAAACGAGCCGUUCACCGAGAGCGAACCAAGACCCGCGGAAAGAUGAUCACCGAGACGGAGAAGUUUUCAGGGGCGGUGCCGCAACCGGGCAGCCCCUCCCCCGUCUCUGUGGCGACGGAGGCGGAGCAAGAUCGGGAGGAGGAGGAGCACGAGAACAUGAAGAACCUGCUGAUCAGUCGCAGCAGCACCCUGACCUGUGAGCCGGGAGGCCUGAGGCGCUCCAGAGCUGUCCGCAGUCUCGGCAGGGUGAGUCCGCCCAAGAUGGCUGUAGCCAAAGAAGAUGGGGCGAGCUCCCAGGACGACGCCACAGAUGACAUCAUGGACCGACUCGUCAAGUCUGUUACCCAGAAUCCCUCAGCCAGAGAGUCCAGCCCCAAAACCCGCAAACGGUCCCGACUCAACAGGAAGUCACUGAGGAGGACUCUGAAGAGCGGCCUCGGUGUGGAUGUGGUUCAGGCUCUGGGACUCAACAAGCCAGCAGCAGACCGAGUCUGAUCGGAGGGCGGAGCCGAUCGGUUACACAGACUGAACCCAGACCAGCUGAGAGGCUCCACCGAGACUCGUCUUCCUCGGCUGUUCAGACGCUUUGCUGCAGAAACAGCUGUGAGGGGGAGUUUUCCUGGUUUCCUGCAGCUUUUAAACCUCCAUGAGGAAAUCUGAGUGCAGAUCUGCAGCUUUAAUGAUUUUACUGUAGAUUCACUGUCAGGUUUGUGUGCAGAGUCAGAAACGCCUCCGUCCUCUCAGAAAGCAGUUUGUCUUGAUGAGGUAUCAGUUCUCGUCCUCCUCAUCUCUCGUGUUGACUCUCAAACCGGUGGUGUGUCUGUGGCUCUGAGUUCAUCGGGAUCUUAAAUCAUAUCAGCAGACUCUUCUGGGUUUCUAACACGCGGCCCGCUUCAGGAGUUUGUUUUUGUUACUUCUGUUUCUUCGGGUGUUAAGUUUAGAUUUUAAACUCUAGUUUUGGCGUUUUGUUGUGUUUUCCACUAAUUUAAGACGCGUUUGCACAGCAGGAACUUUUCCCAGAGGAACGUUUGGAGUCCAGACUGCUGCAGGAACAUGACCCCUCCCUCACCUGAAAGUCAGAGUUCAGCCGUAGUUCAGUUCUUCUGCAGCCCGGAUCCUUUCUGAUUGGACCGUGUUUUGUGUCUCAGCAGUCCGCACGUGUCACUUCAUAUGUCGUCAUCGUUGUUGUUCGUCUGCAUUACUGCCACCUGCUGGACUGGAGGGUUUAAAACACGCAGUUCAGCCUGACCUUUGUGGGUCUCUGCAGCACAGUGUGAGGCGACUGAAUUAUAAAGCUCCUGGGACUAAAAUUUCUCAGUGUAAAGUCUGCAUCAGCCUGAUGGUGAAACCAGUGAAGAAAAACCUCUCCAGCAUGUAGUUUCAUCAAACUUAGGCGAGGCACUCGUGCUGGUUUGAGUCUGAACACGAGUCCUUUAAACAGCUGAAGCUGGCGUGGGAGCAGUUUGUUUAUUUUAUUCUGAGCGUCAAACACGCCGUCCUCAAAAAUGAAAUAAAGGGAAAUAAGUCAUCUGGCACAUAAACGUUUUAAUUGGUGGGUGCAGUCAGGUGAUCCAGGCUCAGUUCCUCUCUGUUUCCAGUCUUUAUGCUGACAUAAGCUAACCACCUGUAGCUUCAUUAAAGGCUCCGCUGGUGUAACGAUCAAACCACAGGCUCUGUUCACUGGCUGUUCUGGAGCUUUCUGUCUGAUAACACCACAAAUGCAUCGACUCAAUGAAAAUAUGUAACGCUGAUCGAAGGCGGCGCCAGAAACUGUAAAUGAAACAUCCUCGAGGCCAGAUCGUCCUACCACAUUCACCGUGUGUGAUUUACACUCCGAGCUGCACAGAAGAGUCGGUGUUUGCUGUCACAGCGUCACAAACGUUCAGUUAGUUCACAUAAAAUACAAAAAUGAUCUACACAAACCUGACGCACAGUUCAGUGUGAGUUUAUCAGGUCUGUUUGACACAAACUGACUCGAUUCAGGCUGUUUGGAAACGUUUCACUACACUAAGAUCACUGGGUUGGGGGGGGGGGUGUUCAGUCAGGAUGUUUUUUGCACUCAGAGGCGUUUUUUUCCUUUCUGCUGACUUCAGAUCAGUUUGUGUCAGAAGCUUCUUCACAUUUUCUUUCAGGCUCAAACUGAUGAGGAGGACUUUGUUUUAACUUAAAGAGCAAAAAUAAAGCAGCAUUUUAUAGAAAUAUUAAAUGGAUGAAUGUGUCGCUGGUUUAAUAAAGAUCUUUAAGAACAGA
Archocentrus centrarchus (flier cichlid) is the source of this 6019-nucleotide messenger RNA. It is a transcript of the gene fhod1, whose product is annotated as formin homology 2 domain containing 1. The record is from RefSeq and is a predicted model, not a curated record. Lineage: Eukaryota; Metazoa; Chordata; Actinopteri; Cichliformes; Cichlidae. Gene Ontology annotation, biological process: cortical actin cytoskeleton organization. The transcript is spliced from 28 exons. Gene Ontology annotation, molecular function: actin filament binding. Bases 71 to 4264 code for a protein of 1397 amino acids. Gene Ontology annotation, cellular component: cytoplasm; cytoskeleton.